GGGUGACUUAUGUGAGUACUUAGCUUUGUUGUUGCCGUGCGCCAGUAUGUUUCACUAGAGAAAGGAACUCAUCGUGCAGGUUGUAGAUCAUAUUAUUUUUGUACAUCAUGGAUGUAACCGUGUACAGUUUGGUCAUGUUCACUUGGUUUACUCGUGCUGCUAGCCAACAGUCGAAUGAAAGGAAUGCUGAAUCCCUGAAUCCUUUGAUCUUUGUACCGGCAGCUUCGUCCGGCAUUUCGUACGAGUCCCUGCAGUAUCCUAUGCCCGGUGAACACUACCAAGUCAUACCGCUGACCGUUAGUUCCGGUCGGAUACCUUUCAUACAUCAACCGGUCCAGUCUCCAAUACAGUAUUACCAACCCGAACCCGAGAGACGGGUCGCGGCCUCAUAUGAACCCGUACCCUCCCAACAAUUGACGCCCCGACGACGCGAAGGACAGUCGCGCCCUUCACAACCGUACAAUCCAAAUGGUCAAGACUACAACGGACAAAAUUUCAAAAGUCAAAAUAUCAACGGAUUCAGGCAGCCGGAGGGUCUAAAGCAGUCAGAGGGACUUAGGCAGCCAGAGGGAUGGCCGCAGGCCCGGUAUAGUUAUGGUUAUACGAUCGAAGACAGUAGUACGGGCGAUCUGAAAGACCAGCACGAAAUAAGGGAAGGCGACAACGUGUCAGGAAGAUACAGUCUGGUAGAGCCGGACGGUACCCGCAGGAUAGUGGAGUACACGGCCACACCGGACACCGGGUUCAAUGCAGUAGUUCGCAAGGAAAUAUUCAAUAGGGGCGGCAGACCAAACGAAUCUUAUCAGCCCAAACCGUUAAUGCCAAUAAUAGUUCCGUCCGCCGCUGGAAACGGAGCUCAGAAACCCGAACAUAACAACAAAAUAAUUAAACUUAAAACAUCAUUCAACGUAACAGGUGACCAACAAGGAAACGGAACUGCUGCACCGAAGUCAUGAUCUUAUACAGUUUAGGUGUUAGCGGAAAGAUCACCAAUCACGCACGCAUUCGGGAAGAAGCGCCGAAUUCUACAAUAAAUAAUUUAAUACCUAUUAGACCGUAUAUCAUGUAUGUACACGG
Messenger RNA from Adelges cooleyi (spruce gall adelgid), 1077 nucleotides. RefSeq lists its product as uncharacterized. The record is from RefSeq and is a predicted model, not a curated record. NCBI's taxonomy places the organism in Eukaryota, Metazoa, Arthropoda, Insecta, Hemiptera, Adelgidae. Bases 108 to 956 code for a protein of 282 amino acids. Gene Ontology annotation, cellular component: extracellular matrix. The transcript is spliced from 2 exons.